UGAAGGUCGCGCGCCCUCUUCCUCCCGUGUGCCGGUUCACAAAGACCCCUCUUCUAAGUGGGGUGGGUACGCGUCGUCCUUUUGCGCAGGCGCGCGGUGUGAGGUCCACGCUCGCCUCUAUGCCGGCAGGGCACGUCUCGCGGGUCCGCGCCUUGUAUCGGCGCAUCUUGCUGCUGCACCGGGGUCUGCCCCCAGACCUUAAAGCCCUUGGUGACCAGUACGUGAAGGACGAGUUUAGGAGGCAUAAGACCGUUGGUUCUGACGAGGCCCAGCGUUUCUUGCAGGAAUGGGAGGUGUAUGCAGGAGUGCUAUGGCAACAAACUAAUGAAAACAGACAAAAUUCAACAGAAAGAGUGUGUUUUGGAGUUGCCCUACCAGAAGAAAAACUUAAUGACUUUCGUGAUGAACAGAUUGGACAGUUGCAGGAGCUGAUGCAAGAAGCUACUAAACCUAACAGACAAUUUAGUAUUCCUGAAUCUAGGAAACCAGAAUUUUAGUCUAUACAAUAAAGCUUACACAUUUUAAGUUCAGAACCCCUUACUGGGUUUCUAAAAAUGUAUUUCUUCAGCUUUUAGGUUUUGUGAAUGCCUGGUGUUCAUGAAAUAUUCUUUAAUUUGGGGUUGUUAUUAAUGUUGUCUACAAUAUGUAGAUCAAUAUGGCUAGUAAAGCUUUAUAUGAUUGAAGUAACAGUACUUGCUGGAUGGGAUUUGAUUUUUUAAGUACAUAAGAAGGAAUGACUUGAAAAUGGACAAAGUUGUGGAAUUUUGCCAAAUUUACAUACAAUUUUACAAUUUGUAUGUAAAUUUAAUGCUGUUCUUGUUCAAGCAUUAGCCUCAUGGCUUUAGCUUCAACAGACAAGUAUGUUAUGAUAAUGACAGAUGUGGAGUUCCAACAAGGUUAUUAUUUACAUACAUGGAUUGUCAUCCUGAAAGUUCCUUCCUUUCUCUUUUAAUAAUACAUGUAUGAUUAUUCAUGUAAAUAUGCCUUCUCCCUGAGUCACUAUUUAUAUACAAUGAAAGAUUAAAAAGAAGCUUAAAGAGUCAGUAUUAUACACUGUAUAAUCUAUCAUGCAAAUGAUAGUAUAAUGUUUGUACAGUGUUUGGUAGUAACAAAUGACCCCUUAAAUUAUGUAAUUUAUAGUUACCUUGAGAAUCUCAUUUGUUGCCUCAUCAUUGGGGAGA
Molecule: messenger RNA, 1181 nt
Organism: Herpailurus yagouaroundi (jaguarundi)
Lineage: Eukaryota; Metazoa; Chordata; Mammalia; Carnivora; Felidae
Gene: SDHAF3
Product: succinate dehydrogenase complex assembly factor 3
Exons: 2
Coding region: 120-497 (125 amino acids)
Biological process (GO): succinate metabolic process; mitochondrial respiratory chain complex II assembly
Cellular component (GO): mitochondrial intermembrane space; mitochondrion
Source: RefSeq, a predicted model, not a curated record